AUGGGUAUUGGUUUCAUGCUCGAUCCAGCAAUGGAUCUCGACGACUUUGAAGGUUGCGAUGAUGACAACCUAACAGCCGAAGCUCUUAAGUUCAAGAGUGUGAAGCGGCGUGCAGAAGUUGUCUUCGCAAUUCCUACGUCGCCAGCGGCCAGCGAGCGAGCAUGGAGUGUAUUUAAACAUAUACACUCCAAGAGACGAUGCAGACUCUCGGUUGAUAAGGUCGAAAUGCUGGCCUACAUCUACAUCAACCACGGCACCAUUAGCAAAGAUAAGGUAGAUCUUGCGCGUCAUCGAUCGCGACCCGAUAGUGUAAUUAAAUAA
Molecule: messenger RNA, 321 nt
Organism: Phytophthora infestans T30-4
Lineage: Eukaryota; Oomycota; Peronosporomycetes; Peronosporales; Peronosporaceae
Exons: 3
Coding region: 1-321 (106 amino acids)
Molecular function (GO): protein dimerization activity
Source: RefSeq, a predicted model, not a curated record